CGCGACCGUGCACCCAGCAACAAUUCCCACCUCCUCUCUUACCCCCACAUACGCCGUGCGCCGAGGUUAACUGCAGCUCAGCAGCCAGCAGCAGCAGCAACGGGCACCUUCCAUCCCGACUAGAGCAGCGCGGCCGGGAGGAAGGCGGCGAAUGCGAUAGGAGGCACCGAGGGACAGAGGAGAUUAUGGGGUCGAGGACGCGGGGGUGCUGCGGGUGGCUGAUCGUGGCGCUCGUGCUGGCGCUGGUGGCCACGGCGGCGGUGGUCGCCAUCAUGAAGAGGAAGCCCGGGGGAGGAGGGCGCGGGCGCGAACCCAAGCCGCUCCCCGUCCCGGGCCCGCCGGGGGCCAUCGACUCCAAGUACGGCGACGCGCUCGGGAUCGCGCUCCAGUUCUUCCAGGUCCAGAAGGCGGGGAAGUUGGAGAACAACGAGAUCCCGUGGCGAGGGGACUCUGCGCUGGAUGAUGGGAAAGAAGCCAAGCUGGAUCUUUCCAAGGGACUGUACGAUGCUGGGGAUCAUAUGAAGUUCAGCUUCCCAAUGGCGUUCACGGCAACGGUGCUUGCGUGGUCUGUGCUUGAAUACGGGGAUCAGAUGAACGCCGCGAAGCAGCUAGACCCCGCGCUAGAUGCGCUCCGCUGGAUCACGGAUUUCCUCAUCGCAGCACAUCCUUCUGACAAUGUGUUCUACAUUCAGGUUGGUGAUCCUGAUCUUGAUCACAACUGCUGGGAAAGGCCAGAAACGAUGACCGAGAAGAGGCCGCUCACACAGAUUAACCCAAAGUCCCCUGGAUCAGAUAUUGCUGCUGAGGCGGCAGCAGCCAUGGCGGCAGCAUCAAUGGUUUUCAAAACCAGUGAUACUACAUAUUCUGAUUCACUUCUUCAGCAUGCUCAGAAGUUAUUUACUUUUGCUGAUACUUAUAGAGGCAUAUCCAGUGAGACCUAUCCAAAGCUUCAGAAGUACUAUAAUUCCACUGGUUAUGUUGAUGAGCUUCUGUGGGCAGCGAGUUGGCUCUAUCAUGCCACAGGAGACCAGACAUAUCUCAGUUAUGUUACCGUGGAGAAUGGGAAAGCUUACGCUGAUUGGGGAAGGCCGACAUGGUUCAGCUGGGAUGACAAGCUCCCUGGGACACAGGUUCUCUUGUCAAGAGUAAAUUUCUUUGGAUCCAAAAAGAUUUCUAAUGCUGAAAAUGGGGGACUCAAAAUGUACAGAGACACCGCUGAAGCUGUAAUUUGUGGGCUUCUACCAGAUUCCCCAUCAGCCACUGGUAGCAGGACUAGCGGAGGCUUGGUGUGGAUAAGCGGGUGGAAUUCUAUCCAGCACGGCACAAAUUCGGGAUUCCUUGCUUCUGUUUACAGCGAUUACAUGCUGACAUCACAGACAGCGGCUGUGCAGUGCAGUGGAAAGUACUUUAGUCCUACAGAUAUACGCAAUUUUGCUAUAUCACAGGCGAACUACAUAUUGGGUGAUAAUCCAAUGAAGCUUAGCUACCUCGUGGGAUAUGGGAGCAGCUAUCCACAGCAGGUACACCACAGGGGGGCGUCAAUUCCUGCAGAUGCAAAAACAGGCUGCAAAGGAUUCGAGUACCUCCACUCAUCAAGUCCCAACCCGAAUGUCGCCAUGGGAGCCCUUGUGGGUGGGCCAUUUCAGAAUGACUCUUUUGUGGACUCUCGCGACAACGCGGUGCAGACAGAGUCCAGCACAUACAACAGCGGCACCUUGGUCGGACUUCUCGCCGGUCUGGUCACCACCUCAUCCGUCGCAUCGUCAUUCACCUAGACCUCCUUCUGAAGCCCCCACUAUGGCUUUGAUCAACCCGGUGACGCAUGCACAGUCAGGAGGUUUUUUUUGGCGUGGAUGAUUAUAAUGCGCAACCAGUGAGACACCUUGCAGCUUUCUUCAUCGGCCAUGAGUUAGUUGGGUGAUUAGCAGUAGUUGUCAGUGCCAUGUUACAACAACUACCGUACUGCUGUCGACCUGUCAGUUUGUAUAACCGGUGUCACUGCUGCUGCAGCUAUGAUUUUAGCUGUGUGAUCCUAUCUGGUUUGCUGGGGGUACCCGUAGGCUGAAUGUAGUUGCAUGUAUUGUAUUUUUAGAACAUUAUUCCUUUGUUGAUUUCUGAGGUGGUUCUUGGUAGCUUAAGCUUGUACCGAUGCUUGAUCUGUAAUGCCUUGGUGCCUUUUAACAGUGAAAAUUGCAUGACAUGUACAUGAGUACAUCCAUAUGGUCCA
Brachypodium distachyon (stiff brome) is the source of this 2227-nucleotide messenger RNA. Its product is annotated as endoglucanase 24. NCBI's taxonomy places the organism in Eukaryota, Viridiplantae, Streptophyta, Magnoliopsida, Poales, Poaceae. The transcript has 6 exons. Gene Ontology annotation, biological process: carbohydrate metabolic process. The record is from RefSeq and is a predicted model, not a curated record. Bases 186 to 1775 code for a protein of 529 amino acids. Gene Ontology annotation, molecular function: hydrolase activity, hydrolyzing O-glycosyl compounds.